AUGAAUACUUGUAUUGAAUUAUCAUUUGAAGGCAGUUCGGACGAUGAGGAUGAAAGUACUGAUGAGCAAGAUGGUUAUUUUCCUACAGCCGGAGAGACAUUUGACUCCGGACAAGUAUACUUACCUAAUGUGCCAAUAAACAUUAAAAUCACCCAAGUUUACUGGACUAGUAAAUUCAAUUAUCUUAAAGACCGUGUACGGAGCCCGAGUUUCUCUCAACACAUUGUGGACCAAUCAACAAUUGAUAGCGAGGAACCAUCUAGUGGCCCGGGUCGUGUUCCCAGCCGAUAUGAGAUCACUGUCACUCAUGGACCAUAUGAAUGGCAGCUCAUGAAAACGUACAAUGAUAUAUAUGCAUUGCAUAGAGAAAUCGAGUUUGAUCAAAUGAAACUCAAGGUUAAAAGAGCAACAGAAACUGUAAAGGCGGGUUUCCAUCAUCCUACCGAUCAGGAAGCAAUAAAGGAACGUCGCCUCUCUGUUUUUCCAAAACGAUGGACUCUAAACGUUCCUGAGGAGGCUAUGAAAGAACGCCAAAAACUGCUUGAGGAAUAUCUUCAAUCAAUCGUUAAUUGCAAACCUCUCCGAUAUUUGGAGGGAGUUAUGAACUUCUUUGAGAUAUCUCCAAUAACAUUUCGUCUACGAUUGGGUACUUCGAAGUUUAAGGAGGGAUCUAUAAAGAAAAUUCCGAAACCUGGCAAAUUCCCAAUUCGACUCACUGCCUUCUGUGUGUACGAAUGCUCUUGGCAAACUCGAUUUUUGCGUGUUUGUUAA
Molecule: messenger RNA, 771 nt
Organism: Rodentolepis nana
Lineage: Eukaryota; Metazoa; Platyhelminthes; Cestoda; Cyclophyllidea; Hymenolepididae
Source: the annotation of a GenBank genome assembly